UGUUGAUCGUUGCUAAGGAAGUGAGCGCGUCGUGCCCAGGCCUGUUGCUAAGGAAGUGAAAGCCGGCGGUCAGUCAGCAUCCGGCGGCGCUGAGACAGACCGACAGACUGACCGACAGCAGCCGGCGCAGUAGAGGCAUGGCAGGUGAGGUGCCGCUCCCAUGAACACGGAGUGGGCUGCUUGUUAUACACCCGGGCGGUGGCCCUGCGGCGGGGCCUGUGGACUUGCGAAGCCUCCAUAUACAAAUCAGGGCACAGUCCUGGAGGAGACAGGGUGGUAAGUGGGAGUUCCAGCUGGAAAAGUGUGUUGAGCACCAGACUGAUUGCAGAAAUACAGGAUGUCAAAGCUGAAGAGCUCCGAGUCUGUGCGGGUUGUGGUACGGUGCCGGCCCAUGAACAGCAAGGAGUUAUCUGCUGGAUAUGAGAAAGUGGUAAAUGUGGACGUGAAGCUUGGUCAGGUGGCAGUAAGAAUUCAGAAAGGAGCCUCUAAUGAUUUGCCGAAAACCUUUACAUUUGAUGCAGUGUAUGAUAGUAACUCCAAGCAGGUGGAGUUGUAUGACGAGACAUUUAGGCCACUUGUGGAUUCAGUCUUGCUUGGAUUCAAUGGAACAAUCUUUGCAUAUGGCCAAACAGGAACUGGGAAAACCUUCACUAUGGAAGGCUUGCGGGGUGACCCUGAGAAAAGAGGGGUCAUACCAAAUUCAUUUGAACACGUAUUCACACACAUCUCAAGGUCCCAAAACCAACAAUAUCUGGUAAGGGCUUCGUACUUAGAAAUCUAUCAGGAGGAAAUCAGAGACCUUCUCUCUAAAGAUCAAUCUAAACGCUUAGAGCUUAAAGAAAGACCUGACACUGGUGUCUAUGUCAAGGACCUUUCCUCUUUUGUCACAAAGAGCGUAAAGGAGAUAGAACAUGUCAUGAAUGUGGGGAAUCAGAACCGUUCUGUUGGUGCCACCAACAUGAAUGAACACAGCUCACGCUCACAUGCUAUCUUCAUGAUCACCAUAGAAUGCAGUGAACUAGGACUAGAUGGUGAGAACCACAUUCGUGUAGGAAAGCUGAAUCUUGUAGAUCUGGCAGGAAGUGAACGGCAAACAAAGACUGGAGCUCAAGGGGAAAGGCUUAAAGAAGCCACAAAAAUUAAUCUGUCCCUCUCUGCACUAGGAAAUGUUAUAUCUGCCCUUGUGGAUGGCAAGAGCACCCACAUACCAUACAGAGAUUCUAAGCUUACCAGAUUGUUGCAAGACUCUCUAGGUGGAAAUGCCAAAACGGUCAUGGUAGCCAAUAUUGGUCCUGCCUCAUACAAUGUAGAGGAGACUUUGACAACUUUGCGCUACUCUAACCGUGCCAAGAACAUCAAGAACAAACCUCGAGUGAAUGAAGACCCUAAGGAUGCUUUACUGCGGGAGUUCCAAGAGGAGAUAGCAAGGCUGAAAGCACAGCUGGAAAAAAGGGUCGUGGUGAAAAGACGUAGAAGAGGAAAAAGAAGACCAGGUAUGGAGGAAUCGGGUGAUGAUGAAGAGGAAGGAGACUCCUAUGAGGGAGAGGAUGAUGUGGAGGAUAAAGAAGACUAUUGGAGGGAGCAACAAGAGAAGCUAGAAACUGAGAAGAAGGCAAUUGUAGAAGAUCAUAGUUUAGUGGCAGAGGAAAAACUGAAGCUUCUAAAGGAAAAGGAGAAGAAAAUGGAUGACCUAAAAAAAGAGAGAGAAGCCAUGGAAAUGUUGUCGGCCAAAGUAAAGGCCAUGGAGAGUAAACUUCUCGUUGGUGGAAAGAACAUUGUUGACCAUACAAAUGAACAACAGAAAGUCCUGGAGCAGAAGAGGCAGGAGAUUGCUGAGCAGAAACGUCGCGAGCGAGAGAUGCAACAGCAGAUGGAAAGUCGUGAUGAGGAGACCUUGGAGUUAAAGGAGACUUAUAGCUCAUUACAGCAAGAGGUUGACAUAAAGACUAAGAAGCUAAAAAAGCUCUUUUCUAAACUGCAGGCAGUAAAGGCUGAGAUCCAUGACUUGCAGGAGGAACACAUAAAGGAGCGGCAAGAGCUGGAGCAAACACAGAAUGAGCUUACCAGAGAGUUAAAAUUAAAGCAUCUGAUCAUUGAGAAUUUCAUUCCCAUGGAAGAGAAAAAUAAGAUGAUGAACAGGUGCUAUUUUGAGGAGGAGGAGGAUCAAUGGAAACUUCACCCAAUCAGCAGACUGGAUAAUCAGCAGAUGAUGAAACGCCCGGUGUCGGCCAUAGGCUAUAAGAGACCAUUAAGUCAACAUGCCAAGCUGUCAAUGAUGGUCAGGCCGGACCCCAGAUACCGGGCAGAGAACAUUGUUCUUCUGGAACUCGAUAUGCCAAGUCGAACAACCCGUGAUUAUGAGGGUCCAGCAGUUGCCCCCAAGGUCCAGGCUGCUUUGGAAGCUGCUCUUCAGGAUGAAGAUGAUAUUCAAGUAGAUGCCUCAACAUUUGAGAGUUCAGCUAGUAAAAAAUCCAAAGCCAGACCUAAGACUGGGCGAAGGACAGGCACAACCCCAAGCCCUUCUGGAUCUUCACAUUUCCCACAGUCAAGGGGUUUGGUUCCAAAGUAACUGAAGAAGAGAUUUCAUUGCACAGACUUGUGACUUUGUGAAUGAAGUAUUAGGAAGUACAGAACUGCACGGAGGGCAUAUCGUGCCCCAUCCUUACGGCCAGGCUUUGGAGAGGUGAAGUUAGGAAUAGCCCUUUCAGCAACCUAGCCACAGCGCCAGACCUCAGCGCUGCAGAACGCCUGUGCUUGGCAUGAAUUUGGCUUUGUGGAAAGUGUGUCUAUGUAAGAAUACAGCUUCAUUUUUAUUAAUAUAAGGAGAAGGAGACAAGAAGUGUAUACUGUUACAAAGAUAUAACAUGGGAGUAUUAUGUGUACAUAUAUAAUGUACUUGCAUAAAUACUCAUCUCUCUGCACUGAUCUCUCUGUUCCCAAACCUUUCUUUGUUGGUAUUUAUAGAUUUUUUUUACUUAGAUUUAUAUUUAGUCAUCCUCUUUUAUAAUGUAUAUUAGUGUAUUUUGCUUUUUUUUUUUUUCCCUUCCUGUGUUCACCAGUAGUGUGAGAUGGUAAUCACACGUUCACUCCAUACAGGCUGGAGAUUAGGAAUGGUCCUGCAGGCAAUUCAUUAGCUGGAUCCUGGGGCUGUGGACCUAAUUCAGCAUGAGUUGGAGGUGUGCAAAAAAAAUCACACAACUACAACUCUUUACACUAACAUGCGGGAAGACACCGGGCAUGUCCACCCCCCCCCCACCCCCCCUCCCUCGCUUACAUGCGAACGCCCUGCAUGUACACCAUACCCCCACCCCCCCUCCCUCGCUUACAUGCGAAUGCCUGCACAGCCUAGCUACAAAGGUAGAUGGCUACCCGCCGUGUUUAGGCUUGCUGUGGCUGCGUGUGAUGUCACGCAGGCGCCACUACCCGCCCCAUAAACUGUCCGCACCCCCAAAAUCGUGCGUCAACACCCACAAAACACGGAGUCCCGAGCCCCUGCGUUCUGAAGACCUUGCGCAAUCACCCACUGGCACCAAAUAGCGACUUCAGCACAAUAGCGACCCAUGCUGAAUCUGGUCCUGUGCUGUUUGGUAGAAAUGCCCAAUUUCAUAUGUCAUUUUGCUGCUCUGUAAUGUGAAUGCACAUGAUUUAAGAUUGAAUGUUUUCUCAAGUCUAUAACUACACACAGCACUUACUUGCUCCUGACACUAUUUUAGUCCAUUCAUACUCACUGCAAUGGUUUGUUCUUGUUUGUUUGCGGGCUGGAGAUGCAAUGUGAUAGGGAGAUGCUGCAGCUUUUCAGCCUUACCUAAAGAAGCCAUAAGUACUGUGAAUUUUCUACAAUAAUACGAUGCAGUGUAAUUGCUAAACCCAUCUAGUAAUAAGAAGGCAGAACUAUUUAUGUGUACCCUUGUCUGUUAGUGAAAGUAAAUACAAUCUCUACUGCACAGUCUUCUUACAUGGAAGAUUCCCAGCCUUCUCUUCCAACAGUGAUUCCCUUAUACUGUAUGAAUCAAUAUCUCACAGAAGGAGUGCUCUUCCCCUGCAUCAAAACCAUAGGGCUCUUUUUAGUAAAUAAAAUUCAGAAAAUGGUUUAAAAUUAUUGUAAGUUUCCUUAAUUUAAAUAAAAAGACAUUUUGGGACAGUGCACAUAAAAAGAACCUAUCCCAUUGGAGGGAAACCUGACUUUUGCUGUGCUUCUUUUGGUAUCUUCCACAAAUAUGAAAGAGGACAGCAUAUGUUUAAAGCCCAGAGAGCUGAACGUGCGGCAAGGGAGCCGAGAGAGCUGGAAGAGAACGGUCUCUUUCCUGCUCUUCAGUGUGAGCAGUUGUAAUGCUGGGUACACACUAAGUGACGGUGUGACCCCAGUGAUGUCCUGACGCGAUGUAACGAUAUAUCGUACCGCUGUACACACUGCACGAUAUAUCCUACGUCGGCGCAAUAUAUAUGUAUAUCCCACAUUGAACUGCAUGCUGUGGUCCCCAGAGUUAGACCAUAUUUCAUCCAGCACAUUAGAUGGGACAAUGCGCUGACGAUAUACUGUAUCAUUCUCAUCUGUGAUGGAACUGUAUAUUGUCCAAUAUGUGGCUUAGUGUGUACCCAGCUUAUUACCAUCCAGAGAUGCUGGUACAUAUUGGACAAAAUCGUGCCUUCUCUCCUUUAUGGAAAUACCAUUCCUGCACAGCCCACACUGAAAACUAUGGGGUUGUAGAACAGAUAAAUUAAAAGGCAUAGGAAUCAGUAAUUUCUCCUUACUUUUCACUGUACUAAAAAAUUAUAUUUACAGCUUUCUCCAGCAAAAACAUGCACAAUAUAAAUUGGAAAGCGGGCACUAAUACAUUUUUUUUUAUUUCAUAUGAUGCUUAUUAAAAAAGCAACCAUGAAUGAUACACAGGAGGCCAAAAUAUAAAAAAUAUAAGUACGUUUUAAUAAAAAGUACAAAUAAAAUAUCUUUGCAAAUGCACAUCUAGGAGAAAAAUAAUAGGGUGACUUGUUAACUGUAAGGAUGAGUGAUGGCUAAAGUAUUAUAAAAUCACCAGAAUAUAUGGAGUGUGGAACACUCAGUCCCAAUACCGAUAUACCUCCGUAACCAAUAUUCUUGUUUCCAGGACAUUCCUGUGCAGAUCAAAAGUCCCAAUAAUAAUGGAGGGUCCUGGUAAUAAGGGGAUGUAUGAAGCCAGGAACGUGUAUUAGCAAAACAUUACCCCUGUUUCUACUCGUAUUGCUUUGGGCGCGGGGAUCUCACACCAUCAUGCGGCCGCGUAAGCCACCUGUCGCAGAGAGCAGGAAAUCUCCGUCUUAUGACAGAGAUACCUGACUUCCCACCUUCUAAACAGCAGCGACACUCCUCUGUUUUCGCAAACUGAGGCCGUCACCGCCCUCCGACCGGCAGCAUACUGCUGCCUUCCUGCUUCCAACGUUGCAAGACCCAUUCGCGCAAGGGCAGAAUGGGUCAUCUGCAUAAGCAGAGUACCGAAACAGCUGUACUUUGCACAUGAUAGCUCAUGUACAGCCGCACCUGAAUGAUCCCCCUGCGUGCUGAAGCUUAUUCCCAAGGCUUUGUGUGGGUCUUGUCUGUGUGCCAGCUUCCAGUAUAUGCUACAGUUUAGUUAAAUAAAUGGGUAACCACCAUACACAUCAAAGCCAGAUAUAUCCAGACCCUGCAGAUAGCUGUGCUAAUAAACAAUAGAUCAAGGGUGCGGAAUACAUACUGUAACAGGAGUCUUGCUAGAAUGUGCUCUGCUACAAAAAUUCCACCAGCGACCGACUCCAGGCUUGUGCAAAAACAACAAAUACCUUUUAUUCAGGUACUGUAGCUCAAAAACAAAGAUCUACAUAAACAAAGAUCACUGCCUUUAGUAUAAACUGCCAUGGAGGUUAGACCCUGCCUUACUCCCUCUUAAUAAGGAACCCUUCAGGUCCCGGCAUCCUGACACUAGUGCCCCAGUCUUCAAGAUCCCACUGUCCCUAGCAGGCCUAUCACUUGGACACUGCCUUCAGGAGCCCUGACUCAUGGGAGAGACUCUACUUUAAACCCAGCACCCAGGUGCUGGCUGAUGAAGCAGCUUCUUGGGCUAAAAAGCCUGUAAGACCUGGUCUGGGCCAAAUGGAUGGUAACCCGGUCCAUCCACACUUCCCAUGCACCCCCAGGAACCUGUGUGUAGCUUACAGGUGGCAAAGUAACUCUCCUGCCACAUACCCUUUCCCUCCAGCUUUUCGUGGCUCAGAAAAGCGGCAUGUGACAUUGGCAAAGUUUCACUUUCGCCAAUUAUUUUGGGCUGACAAAUCUUUGGGACAUAACUUGGUCCCAUACACCUGGGUCCCAAGUUUCUCUCCCAAGUACACAUCUGAGGCCCUUUUAACUGGCCUUGGAAUCUAUUUCCACUAAAGGUUGGUGGCACUAACUCCACUGUGCCACCUUCCCUUUCCCUCCACUUUGGCAUAGUGGCAAAAGUGGUCAUUUUAAUGGACAACUUCCUGUUGCCCACUAAACUUGCCCUUCUCUUCACCUUUCCACCUUUAGGGAUGUUUCCCUUAUCGGGCUCGGAUUUACUGGCUACUGAGGAAGUCGCUUCAUUCUUUUCUGGAUGUUUGAGACACCUGACAUUUAACCAACUCUGGACUGGGGAAGGUUUUUAAGUUCACUCUGGGCCUACUAGUCACCCCAGCCCUCAAUGGUCUUGGCCUAUAUGGAUAAUUCCACCUUUUAUGGCCAAGCUCUUGGCACCGGUAACACCUAGUCUCUGCCCUGACUUUAAUUGUUCUGAGGUCAUGGUCCAAUUUUGCCCCCACCCCUUCCCUCAGAGUGAGGCACUGGUCCCGAAUCUCGGAAAGUCCUUACAUUUGUUGAACUUUUAGUGCUUCCUUCAGUCUUUCCAGGUUUGAUAACAUUUCCUUCAUUAACGUGACUGCUUCAUCCUCCGAUCUCCCAUCUUUGACCCUAGUCCCGACUCCUGCCGUUCUAUGACUGGCACAUAACCCAUUUUGAGUCUCUUGUCCAGGUCUCUUAUUCAACUCCGUAGUUUAGGCAUCUCCUUCACUGUUUCUUUUAACUGGCUGUUACUUAGGGCCAGCUUUUGGAUCUCUCCCCUCAAAUUUUCCAGCUCUCGUGUCUCAUAUAGAGAACUCUCCCUGGGUAGAGCAACCUCAGAAAUAGGACUCUACAUCGAUUCCUCUGAGACAGGUUCUUGCUCUUUACUUAGUGUGUCCUUUUAUGAACUGUCCCAGUUCAGAAAUUGGAACUUGAACCUCUCGUGGUGGAUCAUGCCGGGGCACAGCAACCCCAAGAUCGAAAUCUUGCACCUUAUCCUCCUCAUACACGAGGGGAACCCCUUCAGAAGCAGGUUCCUGGAUGACUUCGGAAGUGGACUCCUGUAUUGCAACUAGCUUAGCCAUGACUAUCUCACAUAGGCGAGACUCCUCCAAAGGUACGGUCUUUGUGAUUCAUCAGAGAAAGUCUCACGUGCACUGGUUGUCCAGAACCGGGAGCUUCUGAACCUGUGAUGUCCCAUCGGGUAUUAUCUUCUGAACGUACAUCACAUCAACAGGAGAAGGAUCCUGGGUUUCCAAUACCUCAACAGAACCAAUCUCCAGCUCAGAUAAGACUUCCUGUUUUAGGAUGGGCUCUUGAGUAGUCAUCAAAUUGCCAUCUGUCCAUGUAGAUUCCUGGGGUUCAUCAUUCUGCCACAGAUCCAGCAGAUUAGAGGAUUCUUGUUUUGGAGGUGGAUGAUCACUUGACAUCAAGUCAACCUCUCCCAGCUCCAUUACCGCUUCCUCCUAACUCCCUGUCAACUGAGGAGCAGCCAGGAAAUCCCACAUCAUCUCGUGUCUCCAUAAACAUCUACUGUGAGCCCCUGUGGCUGCCAUGCUCCAUCUUGAACAGGUUCCACUGAACUUAGGACUUUGUUCCACUCUUCACCCAAGCUACUAUGACAUUUUUUCCCCAGAGAAUGAGGUGGUCCUGCUUUGGAGGAACUUCACAGCCGUCCUAGGGGUUAACAACAAAACACUGCCAUCUGAUGUGGCUCUCUCUCUCUUGCUGCUUGCAAAAUUCCCGUUGAUUUUCUGUGUGCUGCGCAAUAAUGGCUGCAGCCUCCUCCAUGCUCGAACGGCAAUACCAACUGAAUGGACAUUAGUGCCUGUAAAUGCUCUACCUCUGAGGAAGGGCCCUCAUUUCCACUUUCCAGGCAGAUGGCCUUACUAGUGGCAUAGCAGGGAGCCUGCCGGGCCUUAGGCACUGGCAGCUCUGGCUCAACUUUCCUGUUCCUUCUGGCUGGAACAGGGAUCCAGUAUAGCCUGUUUCCAAUACAGUAUGGUACCAUUCUUCCGCAGCCUGCAGCACAGUUGGCAUUUCCCCCGAAGAUGGCAUCUCCACUUCGGCUGAUAAUGUCUAUGACCCAACCUUUGGCAUAACGUCUUCAGCAAUUGAUGUAGCUACGCCUGUGUCUGAACUGAAACUAGGCAUAGCCAGUGGUUUUAGCUUAGAAACCUCCUCCUGAAGCUCCGCUAAGUCUUGCGACAGAGCCUUAUUGGCCAGCACCAAAAUCUCAUACUGUGUCUGGUCACAGGAUAUUUCCUCUAAUCGUCCUUGGCUAUGUACUACAAAGUUUUCAGAUCUGGGUUUAGCCUUUGCCAAGGUUUUCUGCAACUCUGACACCUGGCCUGAGAGCUUGGCAAUCUCUUCUGUACUCCUUCCCAAUUUGGUCAGAGUCUCAGACAAAAGAGAUUCCUUCUCCUCCAGCUUUUGCGUUAAGGUGUUCCCUGGUAGUGUAAAUAAAUAACUUCUCCCUUCAGGCUCUUUAAACUAGAACUCAGGGAUUGCUGGGACAAAUAGUGCCACCAAAAUUUCUCUAUUGAAAUAGAACCACAUUUAUAAAAGGUUUCAACUUUGCUUGAUUGGUCUUAAUGAGCUAAUUAACAGGGACAUCAUACUCCCAUUACCAGAUUUUGCAGGCACAGGUAAAAAUAAGCUUGGAAUAGAAAUUCAAUCAUAAAUUAUCAGUUGCUUGCAACCCCUUAGAGCAAAUUAGCACAGCUACUUUCAAUGAAUGGUGCAAAGCAUAUAAGACAGAUCAUGCCAUGCACCCUGUUUAACCUCUUUGCUGCCAAUACAAACCUUUGCACCAAAAUCAAACACAUUCAGUUUAAACAAAACACAUCAUUAUUUUUACCCCGUGGGAUUGGGUUUAACCACUACUCACAACACCCUUGGUUUGGUACUGAUGCCCACGAGUUCAGCUUGGUCUGGAGUUCGCUGGUAUGUGUGCCGCUACUUGGCAGAUGUUGGGUCCUCUGCCACGUGUGACACGACUAGCAGAAGGGUCCCUGUUCAGGUGCCAUUUGUAACAGGAGUCUUGCUAGAAUGUGCUCUGCUACAAAAAUUCCACCAGCAACCGACUCCAGGCUUGUGCAAAAACAACAAAUACCUUUUAUUCAGGUACUGUAGCUCAAAAACGAAGAUAUACAUAAACAAAGAUCACUGUCUUUAGUAUAAACUACCAGGGAGGUUAGACCCUGCCUCACUCCCUCUUACUUAAUAAGGAAUCCUUCAGGUCCUGGCAUCCUGACACUAGUGCCCCAGUCUUCCAGAUCCCACUAUCCCUAGCAGGCCUAUCACCUGGACACUAACUGCCUUCAGGAGCCCUGACUCAUGGGAGAGACUCUGCUUUAAACCCAGCACCCAGGUGCUGGCUGAUGAAGCAGCUUCUUGGGCUAAAAAGCCUGUAAGACCUGGUCUGGGCAAAAUGGAUGGGAACCCGGUCCAUCGACACUUCCCAUCCACCCCCAGGGCCCUGUGUACCUCUUCUGCCACAAUGCGUAUUCCCGGCGGAUGGGAUGCCGGCUGUCUGUAUCCCUGACAGCGGCAUCCCGGCCACCAGAUUGCCGGCAGCGGGGCAAGUGCAAAGAGUCCCCUUGCGGGCUUGCCGCGCUGUGGGCAUGGUGACUCGCUGCGCUCACCACAGGUUUUAUACCCACUCUAUGGGUAUCGUGGACACCCACGAGUGGGAAUAGCCCCUGUGCACCGGGAUUCUGGCUGUUGGCAUUGUCAGCUGUCGGAUUUCCGGCGCCGGUAUUCUGUCCGCUGGGAUCCCUACAGCUGCCAAGUUAACUGCAUCCCAAUGAUACAAAUACCUUACCACUUCUCACUCCAAGGUGGUGUAAAUCAGUCCACAACUCCAAAUAACUAACGCAUUGUGGGGGCAAUUCAGAGUUGAUCGCAGCAGCAAAUUUGUUAACAGUUGGGCAAAACCAUGUGCACUGCAGGUGUGACAGAUAUAACAUUUGCAGAGAGAGUUAGAUUUGGGUGGGUUAUAUUGUUUCUGUGCAGGGUAAAUACUGGCUGCUUUUUUUAUACACUGCAAUUUAGAUUUCAGUUUGAACACACCCAACCCAAAUCUAACCCUUUCUGCACUUGUUUCCCUUGAAAACUUUAUGAAAACAAAUUCUGUUGUGUGUGUAGAAUGUAGAGCCUCUUUUUACGCUCCUUCCUGGUGGAGUAAUUCAUACUUAAUUCAGCAGCAGUUCUGCUUCCCUAUAAUCAUUCUCUACCGUUACGGCAAAUGACAUGCAAAACAAAUAUAUGUAUCUGUCAAACAAUCACAAAUGACAAUAAAAACUUAGUCAUAGUUAAAUUAUUGGUCUCCUGUUGAAUAGUCUUAUAUAGAUAUUAAUGAGGGAAAGAUUAUUUCAUUUUACCAUUUGUUAAUGCUGUUAUCAAAUCUAGCAAUAACUGAUCAAACUGAGAUGUAGUCAACCUGAAAUAUCCAAUUUGUAAUUGUAUAAAAUGUACACUGUUUUUUUUUUUUUUUUUUCUUCUCUUAUUCUAAAAUGCUGUAGAAAAGCUGUAUUAAGUUUUACUAAACAAACCCCAAAGUC
Pseudophryne corroboree (corroboree frog) is the source of this 10872-nucleotide messenger RNA. RefSeq names its product kinesin family member 3B (gene KIF3B). Gene Ontology annotation, molecular function: ATP binding; microtubule binding; microtubule motor activity. Gene Ontology annotation, biological process: microtubule-based movement; spindle elongation; mitotic spindle organization. The coding region runs from base 338 to 2569 and encodes 743 amino acids. Gene Ontology annotation, cellular component: microtubule associated complex. The transcript has 9 exons. Lineage: Eukaryota; Metazoa; Chordata; Amphibia; Anura; Myobatrachidae. The record is from RefSeq and is a predicted model, not a curated record.